This is a messenger RNA of Liolophura sinensis, 1648 nucleotides long. Its product is annotated as tubulin alpha-1A chain. Gene Ontology annotation, molecular function: structural constituent of cytoskeleton; GTP binding. Gene Ontology annotation, biological process: microtubule-based process. Lineage: Eukaryota; Metazoa; Mollusca; Polyplacophora; Chitonida; Chitonidae. The record is from RefSeq and is a predicted model, not a curated record. The transcript is spliced from 3 exons. Gene Ontology annotation, cellular component: microtubule. Bases 136 to 1491 code for a protein of 451 amino acids.
AAAAGCGCUGCGUUCCUGUAACCGUCAUCAGUUUAACCUUUCUUCGAAGACACAUAGACGUCUGUGUGAGGAAGUGCUCAAACCGACCCAUUUUUAAGUCCAUAUAAGGUCGCAGAUCUGUAAGAAACUUUGAAAAUGCGAGAGUGUAUCAGUGUCCAUGUUGGCCAAGCUGGUGUCCAGAUGGGCAAUGCCUGCUGGGAGUUGUACUGUUUGGAGCAUGGAAUCCAGCCUGAUGGUCAGAUGCCCUCUGACAAGACUAUUGGUGGUGGAGAUGACUCCUUCAAUACAUUCUUCAGUGAGACGGGGGCUGGAAAACACGUUCCAAGAGCUGUUUUUGUUGACUUGGAGCCCACUGUUGUUGAUGAGGUCCGCACUGGAACCUACAGACAACUCUUCCACCCUGAGCAGCUGAUCACUGGCAAAGAAGAUGCUGCAAACAAUUACGCUCGUGGUCAUUACACCAUUGGUAAGGAGAUUGUUGACCUAGUCCUGGACCGUAUUCGCAAGCUGGCUGACCAGUGCACUGGUCUGCAGGGAUUCCUGAUCUUCCACAGUUUCGGUGGUGGCACUGGAUCUGGAUUUACCUCGCUUCUCAUGGAGCGACUGAGUGUGGAUUAUGGCAAGAAGUCCAAGCUGGAAUUCUCUAUCUACCCAGCUCCGCAAGUGUCUACUGCUGUUGUGGAACCCUACAACUCCAUUCUGACCACCCAUACAACACUGGAGCACUCCGACUGCGCCUUUAUGGUGGACAAUGAGGCCAUCUAUGACAUCUGCCGCAGAAACUUGGAUAUUGAGCGACCCACCUACACCAACCUGAAUCGCCUGAUUGGUCAGAUUGUUAGCUCCAUCACUGCCUCCCUGAGAUUUGAUGGUGCCCUCAACGUCGACUUGACCGAGUUCCAGACCAACUUGGUGCCUUACCCACGUAUUCACUUCCCACUGGCCACAUAUGCUCCCGUCAUCUCUGCUGAGAAGGCCUACCAUGAGCAGUUGUCUGUGGCCGAAGUUACCAAUGCCUGCUUCGAGCCUGCCAACCAGCUGGUAAAAUGUGAUCCACGCCACGGCAAAUAUAUGGCCUGCUGUAUGCUGUACAGAGGUGAUGUCGUCCCUAAGGAUGUAAAUGCUGCCAUUGCCACAAUCAAGACCAAGAGAACCAUCCAGUUCGUCGACUGGUGCCCCACUGGUUUCAAGGUCGGCAUUAACUACCAGCCACCAACCGUUGUCCCUGGAGGUGACUUGGCCAAGGUCCAGCGCGCUGUCUGCAUGUUGAGCAACACCACUGCCAUUGCUGAGGCCUGGGCUCGUCUUGACCACAAAUUUGAUCUAAUGUACGCCAAGCGUGCCUUUGUCCACUGGUACGUAGGAGAGGGUAUGGAGGAGGGAGAGUUCUCCGAGGCCCGUGAGGAUUUGGCUGCUCUGGAGAAGGACUACGAGGAAGUCGGCGUCGACUCCGUGGAACAGGAGGGAGAAGAGGAGGGUGACGAGUAUUAAUUUAUCAAGCUCCACCCAAAACCACAGCAGAAUUUGUGCUUUAAAAUGGACUUUCAGUUUUAAAACUUUCUAGUCAAGUUCAUUAAACUUACAAAAUUUUCAUUUUCCUUCAGACAUUCCUCUGUGCAAAAAGACAAUAAAAUUGCAUUGCUUUAAA